AUGAGGAGAAAAGGAUCAGCAAUAAAUGCCUCAUCCUGGGGGGCACUGGGACAUGCUAACAUCAGCGUUAAAGCACGAGAAAAUGCACCUUUAACGCUGAUCAAACUAAUAGGUAGACCUAGUAAAACUCCAGCUGGGAAAGGCCUGGGAAAAGCAGGAGCUAAACGCUUGGGCCGAUUACUGAAACGAGCCAUCCAGCGGCAGGAGGAGUCCAACGGAGAGAGAAACGAUGCUCUGCCAAAGACUCCUGUUCGCCUCUUCAAGUAUCAGAUUCAAAAUGAGGCUGAGAACGCACCCAAGACGAACACUGAGCCGCUGGCAUCGCCUCACGUCUCCAAGCUCAUCCUCAGUGUGGUUUCCCAGUGCAAACACCAAGGUGGCAUCUCCAUGGCAGAGCUCAAGCAGACGCUGGCUGCUGGAGGCUACAAUGUCACCAAGAACAACAGGCGGGUUAACGUUGCGACCAAAAGGCUAGUCAACAACGAGACACUUGUAAGAACAACAAGAAAUGCAACAUUCAGCAUCAACAAUAAGAAGCUGACUGACACAACACACUUAAGGACAAGUCAAGAAAAGAGGAAAUCUCCACAACCAAACGAAGACCUGAAACAGAGCAACACAGCCAGCAAACCCCCCAAAGGAGCAGGAAAGUCACACAGACCAGCCAGACAGACUCCAAGAGCAGCAGGCAAAUCCAGAAAACCAAACGGCAAGAGUCGCAAACCAGCCGCCAAAUCGCCAAAAGGCAAGACUCGUAAACCAGCAGCCAAAUCACAAAAACCAAGAGGAAAGACUCACAAACCAGCAGCCAAAUCACAAAAACCAAGAGGAAAGACUCACAAACCAGCAGCCAAAUCCCAAAAAUCAAAAGGAAAGACUCGUAAACCAGCAGCCAAAUCCCAAAAACCAAAAGGAAAGACUCUUAAACCAACAGCCAAAUCCCAAAAACCAAAAGGAAAGACUCGCAAACCAGCAGCCAAAUCCCAAAAACCAAAAGGAAAGACUCGCAAACCAGCAGCCAUAUCGUACAGAUUAAGAAGCAAGACACUCAAAGCAAGGAGAAAAUCAGCAAAACCAGCAGGGAGGAAACGCAGACCUGUAAAUAACCGAGCAGCACAAGUUCGAAGAUCACCGAGGUCUCAAAGGGCUCGGAGUCGUGGACCAAAACAAAACUCCUAUAAAUAUAAAUGUUCCCAGAGAAGACAACAACGAAGACGGAGGUUUUCUAAAAUGAGAUUAAGAUCAAGACCACGGCAGCGCAGGGUAGCCAGGAGAAGAGCUUACUAUUAGAACUUGUGUUUGGAGUAAUUUAUGGA
This is a messenger RNA of Scomber scombrus (Atlantic mackerel), 1316 nucleotides long. Its product is annotated as histone H1.5-like. The coding region runs from base 1 to 1290 and encodes 429 amino acids. Gene Ontology annotation, molecular function: DNA binding. Gene Ontology annotation, cellular component: nucleosome. The transcript is spliced from 3 exons. Gene Ontology annotation, biological process: nucleosome assembly. The record is from RefSeq and is a predicted model, not a curated record. NCBI's taxonomy places the organism in Eukaryota, Metazoa, Chordata, Actinopteri, Scombriformes, Scombridae.